CGAUACGAUGAGAUAUCACUGAUAUCAGUGGUUACGGAGCAUUUGCGUGAGUGAGACAUCAAAAUUUUUCAUCUCUGCUGAUCUCUACGCGUACGCAUAAAUACCUACGGCAACCAUGAGCGAGCCUCAGUCAAAGAAAACGAAGACCAUGAGUUCGUUAAACCAGCUGAAAGACCUCACUACGAUUGUCGCCGAUACUGGCGAUUUUCAAGCUAUGGAGCAAUUUAAGCCUACAGAUGCAACGACAAAUCCCUCUUUGAUUCUCGCUGCCGCUAAUCAAAAGAAAUACGCUCAUUUAAUUGAGAAAGCUGUAGCAUAUGGCAAAAAAUCUGGAUCUACUUUGACUGAGCAAGUUGAAGCAGCUCUUGAUAUCAUAUGUGUUUUAUUUGGCAAAGAGAUUUUAAAUAUAAUUCCUGGAAGAGUUUCCACAGAAGUAGAUGCCAGAUUGUCCUUCAAUAAGGAAGCCAGUAUCGAAAAGGCAAAAAGAUUAAUCGCUUUGUAUGAAGGACUUGGAGUGAGCAAAGAACGCAUCUUGAUUAAGCUUGCAUCGACUUGGGAAGGCAUUCAAGCGGCAAAAGAAUUGGAGGAAAAGUAUGGAAUCCAUUGCAAUCUGACAUUGUUGUUCUCUUUUGCUCAAGCCAUUGCUUGUGCAGAAGCUGGAGUUACUCUUAUUUCGCCGUUUGUUGGUCGAAUUUUGGACUGGUACGUGGCAAAUACAGAUAAAAAAUCUUAUGAAGCAAAAGAGGAUCCAGGCGUUAUUUCUGUAACACAAAUUUACAAUUAUUAUAAGAAGUUCGGUUAUAAAACGGUUGUAAUGGGUGCCUCAUUCAGGAACGUUGGUGAAAUUAAAAGACUCGCCGGUUGUGAUUUUCUUACCAUAAGUCCUAACUUAUUGGAAGAAUUGGAAAAGAGCAACGAGGUUGUACACAAAGUUUUGAGUGUAGAAUCAGCGAAGAAGUGCGAUCUUCAAAAAAUUAGCUUAGAUGAAGCUGAGUUUAGAUGGCUUUUAAAUGAAGAUCAAAUGGCAACCGAUAAGUUGUGCGAAGGCAUUCGCAAAUUUACCGUUGAUGUGCGCAAGCUUGAGAAAUUAUUACAAGAAAAAAUUCUGUCCAUUAAAUCGAUAGAAUAAAGAUGAUAGCAGAU
Messenger RNA from Acromyrmex echinatior (Panamanian leafcutter ant), 1143 nucleotides. It is a transcript of the gene Taldo, whose product is annotated as transaldolase. Gene Ontology annotation, cellular component: cytoplasm; intracellular anatomical structure. Lineage: Eukaryota; Metazoa; Arthropoda; Insecta; Hymenoptera; Formicidae. Gene Ontology annotation, molecular function: transaldolase activity. Gene Ontology annotation, biological process: pentose-phosphate shunt, non-oxidative branch; pentose-phosphate shunt; carbohydrate metabolic process. The record is from RefSeq and is a predicted model, not a curated record.